AUGAAUUUCCAUGACGCAGCACUGGAUUUAGAAGGACUGCAGCAACGGCCAAGUAGCAUUCGAGAAGAUGUUUGCAUCACUGCAGUCAAUGCAGCUAAAGUUCUGUGUGAAAAAUUGGGAAUUAGGAUAGAAGGAAGAAUUAAACGUCGAAAACAGAUGCCAGGUGAAAAUGCUGGUGAUGCAGGACUCGCUGCGGUUGAAGAAAUAACUCGCAUUAUGAAAUCAGUUAUUGAUAGACUAAUCCAGGAGAUGACAACACGAUUUGGUCGUCUGAAGACGUUAGAUGAAAAGUUUGGAUUUCAAUUCAACAUCAGCAAAUUGUUUGCUAAUGAUACCUCUAAUGAUAUUCAACAGCACUGUGCUACGCUGGCUGACUUUUAUAAAACUGAUAUCGAUGGAACUGAACUGUUCGUAGAAAUCAGUGACUGCAGUAUGUUGCUGAAAACCCGGCCAGAUGCUACCCCAAGCAGCCCAUUAGAAUUACUUUCAUUUAUUAUUUCAUAUGGCAAUGGCAUAUUUCCAAACUUACGAAUUGCUUUGCAAAUUAUGCUGACAAUCUCAGUGUCAGUUGCUAGCUGUGAGCGUUCUUUUAGUAAACUAAAAAUCAUUUUAACUUAUUUGAGAGCUUCAAUGGGUCAGGAGCGUCUGUCAGACUUGGCAUUGCUAAGCAUAGAAAAGGAGCUGGUCGAAACAAUUAAUUUUGAUGAUGUCAUUGACAACUUUGCUAGUGCAAGAUCACGAAAAGUAGUUCUAUAA
Molecule: messenger RNA, 756 nt
Organism: Biomphalaria glabrata
Lineage: Eukaryota; Metazoa; Mollusca; Gastropoda; Planorbidae
Exons: 1
Coding region: 1-756 (251 amino acids)
Molecular function (GO): protein dimerization activity
Source: RefSeq, a predicted model, not a curated record